ACUUAAGAAAAUUAAUUAAAAUUUUACUGCAGAUCUUGAAUUUACUUAAAAUAAAAAUCACAUUGUCCCUGUGACAUCGGGGAAGUACACUUAGGAGCAGCUUAAGUGGUAAUAUUCUACAUUCAUUCCAUAUGUUUGCAUCUCAAUUGAACAAAGUUCAAUUUCUAAAAUUAAAAUAACUCAAAUAAAAACUUGUUACAACUACAAUAUGUAGAAGAGCAUCUCUGAAUAUAUAAUAUACAUUGACCCAGAUGUGCUACAGCAGCAGAAGACCACACUGGAUGCCAUUCCGAUCAACAGAUCAAGAAACUGAGGCAGCAGUUUGCACUACAUAGUUUGGACAACUGAAGACUGGAAAAUGCUGUCAGUUCAUAUUAUUCUUGAGUUCUGCUGCCAUACUUGGAUGGCAGGGACAUGAUGCCAGAUGUUAGAAUUGGGUAUAGACAACAUGAAAGGAUGGAUCGAUCCAUCCUUGUAUCAACAGUUCAUGGUGCUGUUGGUGGUGUAAUGGUGUGGGGGAUAUUUUCGUGGCAAAGUUUGUGACCCUCAGCACCAACUGCGCAUCCUGAGUAUUGCUUUUGACUAUGUGCAUCACUGUAGAGUUUCCAUCUUCUGAUGGCUGAUUCCAGCAGGAGCACCCACCAUGUCAUAGAGUUCAAAUCACCACACACUGUUAUUUUUACAUGACAAGCUCAAUGUGCUGAAACGGCUUCCACAGCCACCACAGCCUAAAUCCACCAGACCAGCUUUGGGAUGUGGCUGAACUGGAGGUUUGUCUUUAUGAAUGUGCUGCCACCGGAGCACAUUCAUACUGUGCCCCGUUACUGGAGCUGGAAAGUGAGUUAUUCAGGAGAACUCUCCCCAGCAUUAACUGCCCUGCUACUGUACCACCUUAAUAAACCAUGUUGAGGAAAAACAUCUUGUGCUUAAGAGUCUGUGUGAAAGUUACUGCAUAUAUGUUCAGUGCAGACAGAUAUAUAGUGCAUAUGGUUAUAUAGGUAUACAUGUCAUCCAAAAGUCCCCCCGCCCCCCCCUUUCCUGUCACUCUUCAUUAUAUCUAUCAAAAAGGGACCCAAUAUAAUUAUUCUUUAAAGAAAAUGAAUGUGCAGCCACCAAAUCUACAGCAGCUGCACGAUGCUAUCACAUCAACAUGAACCAAAAUAACUGAGGAGUGUUUGCAGCACCUGUUGAAAGUUAAAGUGGGUCCAACACAGUAUUAGUGAGGCAUAAUGGCUAAAGUCUCCUGUUAGUACAAAGUGUAUAAUAUGUAGCAGUGGUGUACAUUAAUGAGUCCAAGAAGAAAAACAAAUAAAAAUAGUAACAAUAACAAUAAAAAUAAACUUUCUGUCACUUUUGGCAAAAACCAGCAGUCAUUUAGUCAAAGUAGAAAUUUCUGUCACCAUUUGCUGUGUUGUGCUUUGAACCAUUUUCUGGCAGUCUAGAUUUCAAGCAGACUCCUGAUAAAGAUCAGACUUGGGGACGUACAGGAAACAACACUUUUUUUUCUCUUUCUGUUCUCAUCAUUAGCGGACUGCAGAACUUUUGAUAGUUAGUUCAUUUCUGCACAUCUAAAGGGAUCACAUCAGUAAACGGGGAAAGGGAGCCUUGAAGUGUAAUUCCUGACUGGACCUGGUUGGAAGAGCCAUCACUGAGAUAUCACAAUGUCAGGAGAAAACACCACACCCUAUGAUUAUUCAUUUUACUAUGAGUUUUCUAACGACACAGACCGUUCUCCUACCUACAUAGGUGAUGUAAAGGACUUUAACAAAGUGUUUCUCACCACUCUCUACAGUUUGGUUUUCAUCAUGGGCUUCAUAGGUAACGGGCUAGUGGUGUGUGUCCUGGUGAAGCACCGGUAUCAGAGCAACUUGACAGACAUCUGCCUCUUCAACCUGGCUCUCUCUGACCUCCUCUUCGUCUUCACGCUGUAUUGA
Haplochromis burtoni (Burton's mouthbrooder) is the source of this 1934-nucleotide messenger RNA. Its product is annotated as CX3C chemokine receptor 1-like. The record is from RefSeq and is a predicted model, not a curated record. Gene Ontology annotation, molecular function: G protein-coupled receptor activity. Gene Ontology annotation, cellular component: membrane. NCBI's taxonomy places the organism in Eukaryota, Metazoa, Chordata, Actinopteri, Cichliformes, Cichlidae. The transcript has 4 exons. The coding region runs from base 1662 to 1934 and encodes 90 amino acids. Gene Ontology annotation, biological process: immune response; G protein-coupled receptor signaling pathway.